This is a messenger RNA of Elaeis guineensis (African oil palm), 2003 nucleotides long. The record is from RefSeq and is a predicted model, not a curated record. Lineage: Eukaryota; Viridiplantae; Streptophyta; Magnoliopsida; Arecales; Arecaceae.
CGCCCAUUUUCCUCGGGUCUCGAAUUUCUUCUCCUCUCCUCUUACCUUCUUCUUCAUUUUAGAUCGAAAGUUUAACUCGUAGAACCAUGGAGCCACGGACCCACACUGCUCCGUUAGCCUUUUUCCCAUCAUCAUCUCCGUCCCUGGCCGCUUUCCGGCGGUUGGCGCAGCCGCUAUAUAAAGACCCAGGAAUCAGUUUUUCUCGUCGCUAAAGAAGCCACGGCCUUCAAUCUCGCUUCGUCUUCUCGCUUUCUCUUCGCGGGAUUUCUAUUCUACUCGCUCUUUCUUUUCUUGUUAUUCUUCUUUUUCUCCUUCUCUUCUUCGUCUCAUCGUCUUAUCCUCUUCAUUGCCGUGUAUGUAUUUUUUUUCUGGCAAUAGGCGAGGCAUCUGCUGCCUAGCUGCGCGGGACAUCCGAGAAAGAGAAGAAAAAGAGAAGGAAUGAUCUCCGCGUGAUCUUCAAACCCUAGGUUUUCGGUUGGUGGUAUUCUUCUUCUUGGAGUCUGUGGUGAUUCUUGGACGAGGAUUUUACUGCAUUAUCAAGUGGGAACAUGGCUUUUCUAAACAGUGAGGCAAGAUUGAUGUCUGAGAUUAUUCCUCAGCACCAGAGUUACUCAAAGUACACCAAAAAGGAGAAGCUUCACCACAAGAAGAUUCUGCAAGAAUUUUCCAAAGAACUCGAAAAAUUGAAGACACUCUUUGGUAGAAAUAAUAAUCUGACUGGCAAUCAGCUUGCAAGGAGGUCUAAGAAUCAUAAAGAUGAUUCCAAUUUGACAUCUCAAAGACGGAUCGAGAACAAUGAGGAGAAGGUUACAUAUUGCAGGUCAAUCAGAACAUGUAAUAGUUUUGACAGCAAUGCAUUCAUGGGUAAUAUCAACUUGGAAUCUGGGAGCGCAGUAGAUGCAAACAGUACUUGCACACCUUUGCAUGUCUCCUUUCCCAUGGCUCUUGCAGCAGUGAGAGAUCAUGAUACCACUUUACAUGCUGUCGGGCAGUACUCUCCUUCUCCUGCUGUUUCUUGGAUAGAAGAUCUACCACUUGUUGGCCAAGUUUCUCAUGUCACCUUUCCUGAAACAACAAAUGAGCACUUGGUCCCUCUAUGUGGAGAGUCUUCAACAUCGACUGGUAUUCACAACAUGCAUAUAUCGGUGAGAUUGAUGGGAGAAUUUAUGGAACUUGCUAAAGACAAUACAGACAAGAACUUAGAGACUUGUGGGAUCCUUGGUGCUUUCCUUAAGGAUCGGACUUUUUAUGUAACCACACUAAUAAUACCAAAGCAGGAAUCAACUUCCGGUUCAUGUCAGGCAUUAAAUGAGGAGGAGAUACAUGCCAUAUUGGAUGAACAAUCCCUCUUGCCUGCAGGAUGGAUUCAUACGCAUCCUUCUCAAACUUGCUUCCUGUCAUCGAUCGAUGUGCAUACUCAAUACUCUUACCAGGUCAUGCUACCAGAGGCUGUUGCUAUUGUUAUGGCUCCAACAGAUCCUGCAAGGACUUUUGGUAUUUUCCGGCUAACUGACCCGGGAGGGAUUACUGUCAUAAAAGGAUGCGGGGAAAGGGGGUUCCACCCUCAUCCAGAAACUGCUGAUAGCGGUCCCAUUUAUGAGAACUGCUCCCAUGUUUACAUCAAUCCAAAUUUGAGGUUUGAGAUUAUUGAUCUCCGAUCUCCUUCCCCAUGACGGAUGUUAUAUGCCAUUAACACGUGGAUGUAUAGUUGUAUAUUUUUAAAUUGACUUGUAUCACAAGGUGUUUCCACAAGGUUUCAUUUCACGAGGUGAUGAAGACAUGUGAGAGUCCAGUCCAGAUUUCUUGCUCGUAUACCUGACAAUAAAUACAGAAAGCCACAUCUGCAUGUAUGUUCUAAAGUACGCAUUGUAGGCUGGUAGUGUAUAGUGUGUAAAUAGAGUAGAUCAUCUUGUUUGCUAUUGCAAAGAUGGCCUUGCAAAUUGGCGACACCUGCAGCCGGUUCUCACAUUUUGAUUCUGUGGAUAAUUGUUUUUUUGCAUAAA